Momordica charantia (bitter melon) is the source of this 881-nucleotide messenger RNA. RefSeq names its product vesicle-associated membrane protein 722. Gene Ontology annotation, cellular component: membrane. Gene Ontology annotation, biological process: vesicle-mediated transport. The record is from RefSeq and is a predicted model, not a curated record. Lineage: Eukaryota; Viridiplantae; Streptophyta; Magnoliopsida; Cucurbitales; Cucurbitaceae.
AUGGGGCAGCAAACCUUGAUCUAUAGCUUCGUUGCGCGUGGGACUGUGAUUCUCGCUGAGUAUACGGAAUUCACCGGAAAUUUCACCAGUAUAGCCUCCCAGUGCCUCCAGAAGCUUCCUGCCACCAACAACAAGUUCACUUACAACUGCGAUGGCCAUACCUUCAACUAUCUCGUCGAUAAUGGAUUCACUUAUUGUGUGGUUGCAGUUGAGGCGGCUGGCCGACAGAUCCCCAUUGCAUUCCUUGAACGGGUCAAUGAGGAUUUUGCGAAGAGAUAUGGAGGUGGAAAGGCUAUGACAGCAACUGCGAAUAGCCUGAACAAAGAAUUUGGAUCCAAACUGAAGGAGCAUAUGCAGUACUGUGUGGAUCACCCAGAGGAGAUUAGUAAGAUUGCCAAAGUUAAAGCGCAGGUUUCUGAAGUCAAAGGAGUAAUGAUGGAAAACAUUGAGAAGGUUCUUGAUCGUGGAGAGAAGAUUGAGCUUCUGGUUGAUAAGACAGAAAACCUUCGAUCUCAGGCGCAAGAUUUUAGACAGCAAGGAACCAAAAUGAGGAGAAAGAUGUGGUAUCAGAACAUGAAGAUAAAGCUGAUAGUUCUUGCGAUCGUAAUUGCUUUGAUUCUGAUAAUCAUUUUAUCUAUUUGUGGCGGCUUUAAAUGUUGAUGGGAUCCUCUUUGCAGCAUUAGGAUUUUGGUGAUGGAUCAGUAUUGAUCAGACAAUUUUAUUCAUGCUUGUUUAUUGUACAAAUCGUUCGUUUCCAUGUUCCACUUACCCUUACGUAACUAAGGACCUUGUUUUGUAUAGUUUGUGCGGUUUAUAUUCUUUUGACACUUUGAAUGGAAAUAUAUUUGUUUGCCAAAUAAUACACACGUGGUUGUGAAUAA